AUCAGCAGGAGAAACACAGUGAUUACUUCUCCCUCUUUCAUCUGUCAGAACACAGCUGGUGAGGAGCUGACCUGAGAAUUAACAAAUGUCAGAACACAGUGGACGGUGCGUGACAGUGUCAGAAGCUUCUGCGGAUCUAGCAAAACGUAGCCAUUACCAAGGUCACCACCACUAUAAAUGGCUAGCGUUGCUUCCCAUUCUGCACAAACCCGCAAGCCAACAAAAACAGCUCUCUCUGGUCGGUAUUUAGGUUCAGCGUUCUCAUCCUACGAUGAGAUCACUGCUAGUUGUAGUUCUUCCCCUCCUGAUUCUUGUGAUUGCUGCCCAUGUAUCCCAAGCUGAUGACAAGGGCUCUGCUGGUGGAAAUGGGAAGGGCUCCCAUGGGAGUGGUGAUCAUAAAUCCAAUGGUGUAGGGCCAGUGAAAAAUCCACAUUGCCCCAAGCCAGGACGUGGUCCGAAUCCCCAUGACAAGGAUGGCCCGACCAACAAAGGUCGAGGACCACCAAACAAGGACUGCGACGAUGCAGAGACAACACCGUCAUCGCCUGAUGGAGCUGGGCCUUCACCAGACCAAGGUAAUGGUACGCCAUCACCACCGUCGUCCCCAUCUUAUUCUCCACCCAUGGCUCCAACCGACCAAACUAAUACUCAGCCACCUCCAUCUCCAUUAGAUUCUAGUCCUACUACACCACCGCCCUAUCAACCUAGCACUCAAUCUCCUCCACCGCCAUCACCAUCUAGCCCCUCACCACAAGCUCCAGCCACCUCACAAACACCUCUAUCUACUCCCCCUGUUACACCUCCAACAUACGAACCUAACAAUCAACCGCCACCACCUUCACUGAAUCCUCCAUCCAUUCCCCCAUCACCUCCAUCGAGCCCACCCACAGCACCUCCAGUGGAACCAACUAACGAGCAGCCUCCUCCAUCAUCACCAUUAUCAAGCCCUCCACCACAAGCUCCUGCUACACCUCCACCCUACCAACCUAGCGAUCAAUCCCCUCCACCGCCAUCAUCAUCUAGCCCCCCACCACUAUCUCCGGCAACCCCACAAACACCUCAAUCAAGUCCCCCUGUUUCACCUCCAACCUAUGUACCUAGCGAUCAACCACCACCACCACCACCAUUGAAUCCUCCAUCCAUUCCCCCACCGCCUCCAUCUAGUCCCCUUGUUUCACCUCCAACCUAUGAACCUAACGAUCAACCACCACCGUCACCAUUGAAUCCUCCAUAUAUUCCCCCAUUGCCUCCAUCUAGCCCACCCCCAACACCUUCAAUGGCCCCGAUUAAUGAGCAGCCUCCACCAUCACCGUCAUUUAGCUCCCCACCAAUAGCUCCCACUACACCUCCACCCUACCAACCUAGCAAUCAAUCCUCUCCACCACCACCAUCAUCUAGCCCCCCACAACUAGCUCCAGCCACCCCACAAACACCUCCAUCUAGUCCCCCUGUUACACCUCCAACCUACGAACCUAACGACCAACCGCCACCGCCUCAAUUGAAUCCUCCAUCCAGCCCACCUGUAGCACCUCCAAUGGGUCCAACUGAUGAGCAGCCUCCUCCACCAUCGCCAUCAUCUAGCCCCACACCAAUAGCUCCUACCACACCUCCACCCUACCAACCUAGUGAUCAAUCUCCUCCACCGCCGUCAUCAUCUAGCCCACCUCCACCAACUCCAACCACCCCACAAAUACCUCCAUCUAGUCCUCCUAUUACACCUCCAACAUACGAACCUAAUGACCAAUCGCCACCACCUUCAUUGAAUCCUCCAUCCAUUCCUCCACCACCUCCUUGUAGCCCACCCGCAACACCUCCAAUGGAACCGACUAAUGAGCAGCCUCCUCCACCAUCGUCGUCAUUGAGCCCUCCACCAGUAGCUCCUGCUACGCCUCCACCCUACCAACCUAGCGAUCAAUCCUCUCCACCACCACCAUCAUCUAGCCCUCCUGUUACACCUCCAACAUACGAACCUAACGAUCAACCUCCACCGCCACCUUUAAAUCCUCCAUCCAUUCACCCACCGCCUCCAUCUAGCCCACCUGAAACAUCUCCAAUGGCCCCAAUUAGUGAGCAGCCUCCUCCAGCAUCACCCACAUUUAGCUCCCCACCACCAAUAGCUCCUACAACACCUCCCCCUUACCAACCUAUUGAUCAGUCCCCCCCACCACAAUCAUCAUCUAGCCCCCCACCACUAGCUCCACCCACCCCACAAACACCUCCAUCUAGUCCCCUUGUUACACCUCCAACACAGGAACCUAACAAUCAACCGCCACCGCCUCCAUUUAAUUUUCCGUCCAUUUCCCCACCACCUCCAUCUAGCCCACUUGCAACAACUCCAAUGGCCCCAACUAAUGAGCAGCCUCCUCCACCAUCAUCGUCAUUUAGUCCCCCAUCAAUAGCUCCUACUACACCUCCACCAUACCAACCUAGUGAUCAAUCCCCUCCACCGCCGUCAUCAUCUAGUCCUCCACCACUAGCUCCAGCCACCCCACAAACCCCUCCAUCUAGUCCCCCUGCUACAUCUCCAACCUACGAGCCUACCGAUCAACCACCACCGCUACAUUGCCAUAAGCCCGGACGUGGUCCAAAUCCCCAUGGCGGUGAUGGUCAUAGUAAUAACGGUCGAGGACCACCAGAAAAGGAUUGCAGUGAAGCAGAGACAUCACCGCCAUCGCCCGAGCCAUCCCCAAACCAAGGUAAUGGUUCGCCAUCACCACCGCCACCCCAGUCUUAUUAUCCACCCAUGGCUCCACCUCCAUUAGAUUCUAGUCCUCCUACACCACCACCACCAUACCAACCUAGUGAUCAAUCCCCUCCACCCCCGUCAUCCUCUAGCCCC
This is a messenger RNA of Triticum urartu, 2839 nucleotides long. RefSeq lists its product as uncharacterized. NCBI's taxonomy places the organism in Eukaryota, Viridiplantae, Streptophyta, Magnoliopsida, Poales, Poaceae. Gene Ontology annotation, molecular function: cysteine-type endopeptidase inhibitor activity. The record is from RefSeq and is a predicted model, not a curated record.